CCCAAACCAGCCUCAUCAGAGUUUAUUCAAAGUCAUUAUGCUGUCAAGACACACUAUGACUUCAGUAUUUACAUAAAUACUGUGUGAACAGGAUCCAGUCCAACUGGUGCCCCUAAACCUCCAACAAGCUAAAGUUUCCACCUCUCCUUUUUUCACGUUGCUGGAAGCUUCCCCGCAGGAUCGUCACCUCUGAGGGUCCUUGUAAAACUUUGAUGCACUGUAGAAAAUGUGACCAGCAGGCAAUGUAAAGUAGCUGCCAGGAGAGAAACCGAUAUAGAGAUUCCUACCCAUAGGAUACCAACAAACAACUUGUUUAAAAGUUGGCACACGGCUAAAAGCGGAACAAUCUCUCUCCAGGAUCACACAUUCAGGGUUUUUUGUUUGGUCUCCAUGGUAACCUAACAAGGCCCGUUUGUGAGCAAUGUUACAGUUUAACAGGCUCUUUAAUGAGAUGAGGAAGACUCACAUUCAGCACUGUUUAGUAAUUGCAUCUCUAGGCUUUGUCUUAGAUCCCUAGACUCGAAAGCAUGGUUGAGUGCUCAACUUCUGCUCUUAUUUUGUAAUUUUAAGGAAAAAUGUUUCUAGAUAUUUGAGGGGAUUUGAUGCAAGAAAUUAACAUUUACAGAAAAUAAAAGAUCCUUUGCAAACUUUGACCUUUGCCCCAUAAAGGCAGGUCGGCCAGGUCAUGCUGAUGGACAAGGACACUCAGUGGCUGUACCAACUCCUGGCUGAGGUCCAGUUGGAGAAGUUCUACCUGCGCGUCAGAGAUGGCCUCAACAUCACCCGCAUCGAGCACUUCGCCUACGUCAAGGAGGCCGACCUGGAGCAGAUAGGAAUUAGCAAACCUGCACAACGAAGACUAUGGGAUGCACUGAAACACUACAAGGCAACUUCACGACCACGGCCAUGGAUGUCCAAGGUGUUUAGCGGGCGUGGUCCAGAUGGAGGGGAGCAGUGGAGCGGCCAGGCUCAGGGCCAGGAGGGGGGCAGCCGGGCUCUUCCUUGUCUGAUCCAGGACAGCGAGCUGAUUCUGGGCGAGAGGCUGGGCUCCGGGUCCUUUGGGGUGGUGAAGAGGGGAGAGUGGUACACGCCCACUGGCAGAGUGCUGCCUGUAGCAGUGAAAUCACUGAGGAGCAGUUUGUCAAGGCAUACAGACUCACUGACGGACUUUCUCCAAGAAGUAACCAUCAUGCAGUCACUGGAUCACCCCAACAUCAUACGACUCUAUGGUGUGGUGCUCACACAGCCCCUCAAGAUGGUGACCGAGCUAGCUCCCUUGGGCUCACUAUACGACACCCUGCGCUCACGUCAGUAUGAGUACCCUCUGGUCCGCCUCUGGCUUUUCGCUACCCAAAUCGCGGCGGGUAUGGAGUACCUGGAGACCAGGAGAUUCAUCCACAGGGACCUGGCUGCGAGAAAUGUGCUGCUGUCUUCGAGGGAGAUGGCUAAGAUCGGGGACUUUGGCCUGAUGAGAGGCCUGAGCCAAGAGACCGAUCACUACGUCAUGUCGGCACACAGACGCAUCCCGUUCGCAUGGUGUGCUCCAGAGAGUCUUCGUGUCGGCUCCUUCUCCCAUUCCUCAGAUGUUUGGAUGUUUGGUGUCACCCUGUGGGAAAUGUUCACGUACUGCGAGGAGCCCUGGUUCGGUCUGUCAGGCCGACAGAUUUUGUGGCGUGUGGAACGGGAGGGCGAGCGCCUGGAGAAACCCCAGGAUUGUCCUCAAGGGCUGUACGCCGUCAUGAGGAAGUGCUGGGCCUGCAACGCUGCUGACAGACCCAGCUUCGCCCAGCUCACCACUAUGGUGACAGAGGCUAAACCAAUGGAGGUGCAAGCAACUAGGGACUUUUCUGAACCCAGAAAACUCGCGCUGGUGGCCAACGACCUUGUAACGGUCAUAGAGCAUGGCCCGGAGGUGAGUGAGUGGAGAGGCCAGAAUCAGAGGACACUGACAGUCGGCUCGUUUCCUGCGAGCCUCACUGUACUGUCAAGCCCUCCUGGUACUGCUGCUCCCACCACUUCCAGCAACCCCGCUUCCAAUCCUGCCCAAAUCUCGGCCCCGGUGAAGGGCAGCCUGCAACACACUGGGCAUGGAGACAUCAAACCCGAACGCUGCUGGGGAACACCAGAGAGCCUGGACGACAGCAGCAGCAGCUGGAGGCCAGGCCCUGCCAGGGAGAAGGAGGGAUCCAAUCUGCAGAGAAUGGCAGGUAUGACUCAGAGCCUGGAGUCAGUCAUGAGCGGAAACCGGCCUCGAGCUCACACAGUAGGGGCGGUCCGAUUGGAUCAGCAGGGGAGAAUCAUGCCCCCCGUAAUGGCAGCCCGUAGCGUGGUGAUGCAGCAGGACCCCCGCCGGUUCAGCGAGGCCAGCAUCAACCCCCCUCCUCGACCGCCGCUCCCCAACCUGAGACGCUUGAACAUAAAGUCUCAGAGGAGGCCCACACUCAGUCCCGCCCCGGGCACCUCCUGGCCCACACAGGUGGUCCCAACCCCUCCGGCGCAGCCACAACUUCCACCUCAACCCCAGCACCAGCCGCAGCAGGGCGUCGGAGGCUCCAACCUGGCUAAGAUGUCCCACAUGGCACGCUCGACCCCGCAGCUGGAUGACUACGCAGACAGCAGAGAGAGAGACCGGGAGAGGGAACGAAUCAGAGACCGAGAGAAAUCGCCUCAUGUGCAGAACAGUCUCAUCACACAGGUCAUGGAGGCAGUACACGGAGUGACCACCGAAGAGGUUCAUACUGCACUUCAGCGUAACGACUGGAACCCGGUGCGAGCCGAGCAACAGCUCAAGUUGGAGCAGCUGUACUCACUGAGCCUCUGCUCCAGAGAGGACUGUCUGAGGAUCCUCUCCAGAUACCAGUGGAACCUACAAGUGGCCAGCCGCUACCUGAUCCGGUGGUCUCGGGACGACAGGCCCAGCCCAGGAGAGAGGGAGCGUCCUCCACAACAUUCUGCUUCACAGAGACAAACUCUGACAUCUGGAACCCCCCAGUAAAACAGGAGUGGAAGGUCACUCCAGUGGAGAUUAAAUUAGAAAAAUGAAGAUGAAUGAAUGUAAAAAGCAAAAUGCACAAUGACUUAAUUUUUCUGACUAGUCUCUGUAUUUGUUUAAAUUGUUUUUAUAUUUUCAAUGAGACGUUAAUACUGCACAUUAUGUUAUUCACAAAUAGUUUUUGUAUCUUAAUGAAUUUGUAUAUAUUGUGUUAGAAAUUAUUGUUUUGUUGAAUAAAACUGAUGAUCUGGUCUAAUCUGA
This is a messenger RNA of Xiphias gladius (swordfish), 3253 nucleotides long. It is a transcript of the gene tnk1, whose product is annotated as tyrosine kinase, non-receptor, 1. The transcript has 14 exons. The coding region runs from base 686 to 2995 and encodes 769 amino acids. Gene Ontology annotation, biological process: protein phosphorylation. Gene Ontology annotation, molecular function: protein tyrosine kinase activity; protein binding; ATP binding. The record is from RefSeq and is a predicted model, not a curated record. Lineage: Eukaryota; Metazoa; Chordata; Actinopteri; Istiophoriformes; Xiphiidae.